Messenger RNA from Phytophthora nicotianae INRA-310, 345 nucleotides. RefSeq lists its product as hypothetical. The coding region runs from base 1 to 345 and encodes 114 amino acids. NCBI's taxonomy places the organism in Eukaryota, Oomycota, Peronosporomycetes, Peronosporales, Peronosporaceae. The record is from RefSeq and is a predicted model, not a curated record. The transcript has 2 exons.
AUGUCGAAAGCUAAAGGAUGCGAGCGGGACGAAGAGAACCACUUGUUCCAGGCACAGGUAAACAUCACGGAGGGCCAAGCCAUUGGUACUGACAAGUCGAUGACAACGUUUUGGGAGCGGGUUCACCGCGCUUUCGUUGAGCUCGAAGGAGGCACAACUGCGCGUAACGCGAACGCCCUUCAAACCCAUUGGCCAACCACAAUCAGACCAGACGUCACACUAUACGCCUCUCUGCACACUAUUUGGAGCAUCAUAGCAGCUGGUCAGAUGAAGACUAUGCACAUGAGGGGGCACUUCGCUUCACAGCAAGAAGAGCAGGCUAACGAGAAUGCUUUGCAUGAGUAG